This is a messenger RNA of Trifolium pratense (red clover), 1686 nucleotides long. RefSeq names its product pectinesterase-like. The transcript is spliced from 2 exons. Gene Ontology annotation, molecular function: pectinesterase activity; pectinesterase inhibitor activity. Gene Ontology annotation, biological process: cell wall modification. Lineage: Eukaryota; Viridiplantae; Streptophyta; Magnoliopsida; Fabales; Fabaceae. The record is from RefSeq and is a predicted model, not a curated record. The coding region runs from base 1 to 1686 and encodes 561 amino acids.
AUGAAACAACAGAAAUAUGGUGAUUUUGCAAAUGUUCAUAAUCAAAUGGACGAUGAUUCAAAAGAGGAAGAGGAAUUAGUCUCAAACAUAGUAAUCAUGGGUGUCUCCUUGUUGCUUCUUGGAUUGAUAACCAUUGCUUUUGUUACCAACAUAGGUGGCUCCAAAACCGCACCUGUUCUUAAGAACCUUGAAUCUAUCUGUUCAAAAACAGAUGCACCAGAUUCUUGUCUUCAUGUCUUAAAACAUGUAGGUGAAAGAGCCACGGUUUUGGAUUAUAUAAAAGCUUCUCUUAAUGCAACCCUUGAAGAAUUUUUGGUUGUUAACAUACCUAAACCUUUUGUUGAAAAAGUUCUAACACCUAAGCAAGCACAAUCAUAUAGAGAUUGUUUGGAAUUGUUGAAUAUGGGAAUAGAUGAACUAAACUUUGUGUAUAUGAUCGCGAAUUCGUCUGUUGAAGAAGUAAUGCGAGUAGACCCGAAAGAUAUUAUGAAUAGCUUAAGUGCUAUCAUUUCAUAUCAACAAACUUGUGCUAACGAAUUGGUGAGAACAGAUACUUAUGAGAUUUUCGGGUAUUCUUUGAGCAUACCAACUCUUUUGACAAAGAUGACAUUAGCCAUUGUUGAGAAUUUCGUCAAGAUUCCAGAAUUCGACGAUAAAGACCUUGAUGGGUAUAAAAAAUUGCAAUCAAAAGACUAUGAACACACAUUUAAGGGAGUUGAGAAGACAAUAAAAAUUGUGGCUAAAGAUGGAAGUGGGAAUUUUACAAGUAUAAAUGAGUCAAUCCAUGAAUGUAUAAUGAAUAUAGAGGAGUCAUGUGUUAUUUAUGUGAAGAAAGGUAAAUAUGAGGAGAGAGUGGUGAUACCUAAUAAUUUAGGCCAAGUGAUCAUGUAUGGUGAUGGCCCUAUGGAUACCAUUGUUACUGGAAUCACCAUAGGAGACCCCAUGCUUACAACUCCCUUUCAGUCAGCUACUUUUGUGGUAAAGGGGAAAGGAUUUAUCUGCAAAAAUAUGGGAUUCAUUGCUCCAGCUAAUAUAACAGGAGCACCAGCACUCCUUGUACUUUCUGAUCGGGCAGUAUUCUUCAACUGCAAAAUUGAUGGCGAAGAAGGAAGUUUAUACGCAGUUGCGCAACGCCAAUUCUAUAGAGACUGCGAGAUUCGCGGUAGUGUAGACAUCAUCAAAGGAGAUUCAGCAGCCUUAAUUCAAAACUCAAUAAUCACUGUGAAGCAUCGAAAUUCAACUAACUUAGCUUUAAGAAAAAAUGUGGUGAGUGCUCAAACAAGAUUAGACAAUUAUGAAAGAACUGGUCUUGUGAUUCAAAACUGCACCGUUGUAGCAGAACAAGGUCAUGAUAGUCUUGUUCGUUCGACGUGUUUAGGAACUCCGCGUAAUGAAUAUUCAAGAACAAUCAUAAUGGAAUCGUUUCUCGGUGAUGUUAUACGUCCAAAAGGUUGGUGUAAAUGGAGUGACAAUUAUGGAAUUGAUACAGCAACAUUUAGAGAGUAUAAUAACAGAGGACCUGGUGCAGGAACUAAUAAGAGGGUGCAUUGGGAAAGUUAUAGAACAAUUUCUGAGAAUCAGAGACUUGAUAUGAAAUUUUUUACUGCUGGUGAGUUUAUUCAAGCAGAUCAAUGGUUGAUACAUACAGGCAUUCCAUAUGAAUCUGGAUUUCUCUUUCAUACAUAG